UGGCUGGGGUGGAACCAGGCGGGGCAGGUGUCACGUGACCACGCCCAGGCUAGCGAUGCGCCCUGUCAUGGCGGCGCCCAGCCGGGCCGCGGCUUCCUCUCCCGGGUGGCCGCUGCUGCUGCUGCCGCCGCUCCUCUGCUUGGCCCUCCUCGGGCCGGACCCGCUGCAGGCCGGGGGCGCGGGGGCGGGCCCGGGGGCGCCGGGCAGGCGAGGCGUGCCGCCGACCGGCCCUGGUCCGGCUCCCUCCUUGCAGGUCUGCGGCGGCGCCUGCUGCGCGGGCGGGGUGCGGGCGAGCUCCGCGGUGGCCGCCCUCUGCGGCUCCCGGGGGGGCGCCAGGCUGCAGGGCCGCUGCUGUCUGGACGGGGCGCUGGAGCGGGAGGAGGCCGCCGCCGCCGUCGUCGUCGUCGGACUGGACCUGUGGAACUGCUCGCUGCGUGAGCUCUGUCCCGGCUUCCGGGAGGCUCGCACUGCUGUCCUCAUCGACCUGACGGACAACCCGUUGGCCCAUCUCCCGGAGGACACGUUCCGGGGAUUCACCCAGCUGCAGACCCUGCUUUUGCCCCCAGAGCUGGGCUGUCCUGGAGGCGGAGCCGCGUGGGACGCCGACACCAUCCGUGGGAGCAGCCGGACCUGCCAAGGCCAGCAGAGCCCCUGCAACGGCUCAGAGGGCCCCGCUGAGCUGUGCCCAGAGGCCUCCCUUUGUGCCCCUGACGGGCCCGGCCUGCCCCAGCAGUGCCUCUGUGCCAAUCCGUUCCACGGCUACAAGUGUCUGCGCCAGGGCUCCUUCCCAUACCUGCUGUUCUACGGAAGCCUGGGAGGCGCCACGGCUGCCCUCUCCACCCUGCUCUGGGCAACCCAGCGGCGCAAGGCCAAGUCCUCGUAGUGGCCUCUCCAGCCUCCUGGCCCGCCACUUUCCCUGCCUGCUGCUCCACCCGUGGCUGCACCUUUCGUGGCCGGUGGCCUCACCGUGGGGCUGCUGGCCCUCCGUGCUCCAUGGCCAGCCCUUGCACUGGCUGCUGCUGCUUGCUGGGGGAUGGAGCACAAGGACCUCUUGCUUGUUCACCGAGGGUGUCUCCCUGGGAGGAAGAGGCGCUGGACGGAGCGGGGGGAGGGGCCACUGUCUUGCCCCGCCCCUUGGCUGUUUGUCUCUGGAUUGUGCAUUGACUUGGCAAUAAAGUGACCUCCGCUGGGC
This is a messenger RNA of Hemicordylus capensis (graceful crag lizard), 1192 nucleotides long. It is a transcript of the gene ATRAID, whose product is annotated as all-trans retinoic acid induced differentiation factor. Gene Ontology annotation, biological process: positive regulation of osteoblast differentiation. The coding region runs from base 56 to 883 and encodes 275 amino acids. NCBI's taxonomy places the organism in Eukaryota, Metazoa, Chordata, Lepidosauria, Squamata, Cordylidae. The record is from RefSeq and is a predicted model, not a curated record. Gene Ontology annotation, cellular component: intracellular membrane-bounded organelle. The transcript has 6 exons.